AUGUAUGCUUUGAUCACCAAGAUCGGCGCCCUGGCUGUGGCCUCUUUGGCUACCCAAGCAGUUGCCGUUCCUUCAAACAGCAAGCCCGAUCCUUUCUCGAAUGCUUCAUGGCCUCUGCCCCACAACAUCAGUGGUGUUUCGAAUCCUGGAGCCAACGAAAGCUAUCAAGGAUGGGGCGGCGUUCAUCUCCAUGAUCCGUCCAUCGUCAUGGGCCCCGAUGGCCACUUCUACUCAUUCUCAACUCAUGGCUUGGUCGUCAUUAGCAGGGCUUCCCAGCCGAACUCGCUAGAUGGCUAUUGGGAGCCCAUUGGCUCGGUGCUGGGGGGCUCUAGCAUCAUCAACAAUACUGGAAACACUGAUCCAUGGGCCCCUGAUGUGCACAAGGUCGGCGAUACCUACUACUGCUACUACGCUGUCUCGCAAUUCGGCAGCCAGUUCUCCAGCAUCGGCCUUGCGACCUCAAAGACACUCAGGCCUGGCAGCUGGGUCGACCACGGUGCCGUACUUACCUCCAACACUACCGCCCCCUCGCCUUUGAACAUCACCAACGCCAUCGAUGCAAACCUCUUCAUCGAUCCCAAGACCAAGAUCCCUUACCUCACAUAUGGCAGUUUCUGGAGUGAUAUUUGGCAAUUCCAACUGGCCAAGGAUCUUCUCAGUGUAGUGUGGACCCCUGCACCAGUGCAAUUGAGUUUGGAUCCUGUUAGCCCCCAGGCAGAAGAGGGAGCGUACCUGAGCCGUCACGACAGCUGGUACUACCUCUGGUACAGCCACGGUUCAUGCUGCGGCUACAACGUCUCUGCUCUCCCUGCUCCCGGUCAAGAAUACUCCAUCCGCGUCGGCCGCUCCCGCUCAGCCACCGGACCCUUCGUCGACCGCAACGGUGUUGACCUCAGAAACGGCGGCGGCUAUAUCAUCUACGGCAGCCACGAUUACGUCUACGGCCCUGGAGGCCAAGCUGUGCUCACAAACUACCACGGUCGCGAUGUGCUUUACUACCACUACGUCAACACUAUCCAGAACCCUACCUAUGUUGACGAACUCAAGUUGCUGGGCUGGAACUACAUCAAUUACAUCCAGGGCUGGCCUGUUCUGUCCUACGACUAG
Molecule: messenger RNA, 1107 nt
Organism: Aureobasidium pullulans EXF-150
Lineage: Eukaryota; Fungi; Ascomycota; Dothideomycetes; Dothideales; Saccotheciaceae
Product: endo-1,5-alpha-L-arabinosidase
Exons: 3
Coding region: 1-1107 (368 amino acids)
Biological process (GO): carbohydrate metabolic process
Molecular function (GO): arabinan endo-1,5-alpha-L-arabinosidase activity
Source: RefSeq, a predicted model, not a curated record